AAAAGGCAAACUUUUUCUUGGAGGCGUUUGCUCACUAAUUGCUUUGCUGUCUCUGCUUCCCACUUUCAAAUGUUACGCAGUGAGCUCUACACGGUUGAUAGUUCAUUUUGCCUUAAUCUCUUCUCUGCCCUUUAAUUCUUAAAGAGCUUGCGAUCUGCCAUGGGAGAAACCAAAAUCAAAAGCAAAGCCAUUUUACGUUUCCAAAGCAUUCAGGGUCUCGCUCCCUCGGAAACUACGACGCUCGAUGAGCCUCUCUACCGUGCUGUCCGCCUCCGUUACGAUUCCAACGGCGGUCUUGGCGGUGGUUCUCCUAAUUUCGCCUGUCUUUCGAUUUCGGAGAAGAGAGAACAGCGGCAACGAGGUUUCAAGCCCGCCCCGGGUCAACUCCUCAACCACCCUUUGGCUGCUUUAUCUUACGUCCCCAGAGACGCUGCCAUUUUCGCUGCUGGCGCCGUCGCCGGAGCCGUUGCUAAAACCGUCACGGCUCCCCUCGAUCGCAUUAAGCUUCUUAUGCAGACUCAUGGGGUGAGAGCUGGGCAAGAGAGUGCAAAAAAGGCUAUUGGUUUCGUUGAGGCAAUUGUAGUGAUUGGGAAGGAGGAAGGAAUUAAAGGGUACUGGAAGGGCAACCUUCCUCAGGUGAUAAGAAUCAUACCUUACAGUGCUGUCCAACUCUUUGCUUAUGAAACUUACAAGAAACUUUUCAAGAGAAACGACGGUGAGUUAUCAGUUGUCGGAAGACUUGCUGCUGGAGCUUGUGCUGGCAUGACAUCUACUUUUAUAACAUAUCCGUUAGAUGUCCUCAGACUACGUUUAGCAGUGGAACCAGGGUACCGGAAAAUGUCUGAGAUUGCCUUGACCAUGUUGCGAGAGGAAGGUUUUGCAUCCUUUUAUUAUGGUCUAGGACCUUCUCUCAUUGGCAUAGCUCCUUAUAUUGCUGUGAACUUUUGCAUAUUUGACCUCUUCAAGAGGGCCUUGCCAGAAAAAUAUCGCCAGAAGACUCAAGCAUCUCUACUAACAGCUAUAGUGUCAGCCACUGCUGCUACCAUCACUUGCUAUCCUUUAGACACUGUGAGAAGACAAAUGCAGAUGAGAGGUUCACCGUACAAAUCGGUUUUGGAAGCCAUUCCAGGUAUCAUCGAACGCAAUGGAAUUAUUGGCUUGUACAGAGGUUUUCUCCCCAAUGCAUUGAAAAACCUACCAAAUAGCAGCAUUAGGCUUACCACCUUCGACAUCGUCAAACGUCUACUUUCGGCUAGUGAGAAAGAGUUUCAGAAAAUCGUGGAUGAAAAUCGCCGGAAAGAUAAGGAUGAAACCGGUGUUGGUGAAUCCCGAUCCUUGUGAUUUUCCAAGUCAGUUUUUACAGUGCAGUUGCUGUCGAGCUUUUCUUUUGGAACUCAUGAAUUUCUCGCUUAUAUUUGUGCUUGGAUGGUUCUCUAGAUUGCCAAAGGUUGUGCAAUAGUCGGGUGUUUUGGCAUAUCUUUAUUUUAU
Molecule: messenger RNA, 1488 nt
Organism: Hibiscus syriacus
Lineage: Eukaryota; Viridiplantae; Streptophyta; Magnoliopsida; Malvales; Malvaceae
Product: probable envelope ADP,ATP carrier protein, chloroplastic
Exons: 10
Coding region: 160-1341 (393 amino acids)
Biological process (GO): transmembrane transport
Cellular component (GO): thylakoid membrane
Molecular function (GO): ATP transmembrane transporter activity
Source: RefSeq, a predicted model, not a curated record